Malassezia japonica is the source of this 639-nucleotide messenger RNA. RefSeq lists its product as uncharacterized. Gene Ontology annotation, biological process: regulation of DNA-templated transcription. The transcript is spliced from 2 exons. NCBI's taxonomy places the organism in Eukaryota, Fungi, Basidiomycota, Malasseziomycetes, Malasseziales, Malasseziaceae. Gene Ontology annotation, cellular component: nucleus. The record is from RefSeq and is a predicted model, not a curated record. The coding region runs from base 1 to 639 and encodes 212 amino acids.
AUGAGCGAUCGUACCGACGCGGCGAGCGCCGAGGGCGUCGCGGGCGACGCGCCCGAGGUCCAGAUCCGCGGCGCCGCAGCGCGCGCACAGGCCGCGGCAUCGCCGACGGAUACAUGCGCCGCUCCACCGCCCGCCGACGGCGCGCCCACGCCCGAGCCGUACACGCCAGAGGCCACGAUACCCACCGCGUUCCGCCCCCCUGCGCGCGGCGCCGACGGCGACCCCGAGUGGGGCCUGGGCGAGGAGGUCGCUCAUGGUGCCGACGAGACACUUACUUUAAAGCUCGCGCACUUUCACAAACUCAAAGAGCAGGGCACGCACUUUAACGCGACACUCGCACGCAACCGCUCGUUUCACAAUCCGCACAUCUAUGCCAAGCUCGUCAAGUGGGCUGACUUGGACGAAACCGGGAGCAACUACGUGCCGAUGGCGCGCGCCGCCCACUCAGAGCCCUCGUGGGACGUCCAGUGCGCCGAGGUCGUGCGCGACGGCAAUGCGGCCCAGCUAGCCAAAACCCAAAAGCAGUACGUCGAGGGGCGCGAGAGAGCGCAGGCUUCCGGCCAGCGCUCGCACAUCGACUUUGCAGGGUCGCGCGAGAGGAGCUCGCGGCGCGAGCAUCCGUACCGUAGUCGUCGGUGA